Messenger RNA from Mollisia scopiformis, 530 nucleotides. RefSeq lists its product as uncharacterized. The record is from RefSeq and is a predicted model, not a curated record. The transcript has a single exon. The coding region runs from base 1 to 318 and encodes 105 amino acids. NCBI's taxonomy places the organism in Eukaryota, Fungi, Ascomycota, Leotiomycetes, Helotiales, Mollisiaceae.
AUGAACUCCUUUGGGCCAAGCAGCAAGACCACCUUUAUCUCUCAAACUGCAACAUACCGCAUUAAAAGUCAUCUUCUAUACGACACAACCACUCAGAAGCUAUCUUACAUAACAGAUGAAGAAGCAACUGAGCUACGAAAAAGAAAAAUUUUGUGGCGAAUAGAGAUCCCCCCCUUUGCCCGCAAAGUGGACAUUCAGAUCGGCUUCAGCAAAGAACGUUACGCUGGCAGUGUAUGGUUACCAGGAAUGGUGGUACUGGGAAGACUGCUUGGGCGAUGGGAAAGCUUGUAUGCCAUCGAGGGUUGGGAGGAUGUCUGAGAUGUACAACAGACUUUUGGCGCAAAGAAACAUGAGAUGCAGCUUUCCAAGAACGGCCACUAGGCCAUGGAUGAAAGUGAAAGAAUGCAGCAAAUGGCAGCGCUCCAAAUAAUCUUUGCCAUAAGAGAAAACAGACAGAUUGUACCUAAGAUAUUAAAAACAUACCUUAGAUCUGUCGUUAUUGCACUCGUAUUCCCAGAUUUUGGUGUUAG